AUGGAUGAAACAACAGAUAUAACUACUAAACAAAUUCUUUGUUUAUGUUUACGUUACGUGGAGGAAGAUACAGGGCAUAUCCGUGAAGAAGUUUUCAUGUUAAAACCAAUUGUAGAUCAAAGUGGACAAGAACAAACUGUUCCUAAAUCAAGUGAUACUCGCUGGUCUUAUGCUUACGAAAUCUUACAAUUUAUUUGUGAACAUUACGUAGCUGUUGUCAUAUCACUUUCGACAAUAUCACAAUAUAAAUCAAAUGGAUCAUCCGAUGGACGUCGAUUUGCAUUCGAUUUAUUGAAACCUGAGAUAGCUUUUCAAAUACAUAUUAUGCGUGAUGCAUUACGUCCAGCAUUAAAGUUUUUACGCCAAAUCGAAAAACGUGGAUCCUGUUUAGACGAUUUUUCAAUCAAUGUCGAUGCUGCUCGAAAUACCAUUAUGAAGUCAGUUGAAAGAUUCGACUUUAAUCAUCUACGAACAAUAUUAAAUGAUGUUCAUAAAUAUUUGCCAGUGAUACAACCAACAUCUCGAUCAACACGCUCUCAACUUCAAUCAUCAUCUACAGAUUUCGAUGAAUUAGAAUUCCGCAAUAUAGGUAAAGAAUUUAUUGAUCAUUUUCAACUAUCUUUUGAUAACAGGUUUAAUGGUGAAGCUAAAGAAUUAAUCGAAAACAUUGUUAUGUUAUCAUCGCCGUCAAAGUUUUCAGCUGAACAAUUACUUCAAAAUGAAUUGAUAAUUAAAUAUAGUUCUCCAAUAACUUAUAAGCAUGCUGCUGUGGAUCGACAAAUAUAUCAACGUACUGAUAUACCACUAUUAAAUUAUCAACAACUAGAAGAAGAAGUGUUUGCAUUUCUUACAAUUAUAGGUGAUCGCACAUCUAUUGCAGCAAUUCUUGAACGUCUUGCACUCCAUGGGAGUGAGCAAUGUUCGGAAUGGUAUAAAUUGUAUCAGAUUUUAGGAACAUUCGCUUUAGGAUCCAACGAAGCUGAACGAACAUUUAGUACGUUGAGACGGGUCAAGUCAUGGUUACGAAACUGCUUGAGUGAUUCAACAUUGCAAAUUUUAGUGAAGAUGUCAACUCUUAACAUCGAUUUAACUGACGAUGGUAUUAAGUUUAUUAUUGAAGAUUUUAUCAAUAAUCCAAAAAGAGCUAAUAGUCGGAAUAUUAAUGUAUUUAUGGAAAGAAAUAACGAAAAUGAAUUCAAUGAUGAUAUUUAA
Messenger RNA from Rotaria sp. Silwood1, 1212 nucleotides. Lineage: Eukaryota; Metazoa; Rotifera; Eurotatoria; Philodinida; Philodinidae. The record is from the annotation of a GenBank genome assembly.